Messenger RNA from Sceloporus undulatus (fence lizard), 378 nucleotides. Its product is annotated as ubiquitin-conjugating enzyme E2 variant 1-like. Lineage: Eukaryota; Metazoa; Chordata; Lepidosauria; Squamata; Phrynosomatidae. The record is from RefSeq and is a predicted model, not a curated record. The coding region runs from base 73 to 372 and encodes 99 amino acids. The transcript has a single exon.
UUCUUAUUUUCACUUUUUAUUCCCACUUAAUUCAUUUUAACAAUAGGAUUUACUGCAUUGUUAAUUAACAAAAUGUUUGGCAUACAGAAAUAUCAGAUAAGCUAUCCAAUCUUACUUUAUCUUCAUUCUUAUUUGUUUAAAGGAGUAAAAGUUCCUCGUAAUUUUCGACUGCUGGAAGAACUUGAAGAAGGUCAGAAAGGAGUAGGAGAUGGAACAGUUAGUUGGGGUCUUGAAGAUGAUGAAGAUAUGACACUUACAAGAUGGACAGGCAUGAUUAUUGGACCUCCCAGAGUAAGCAGCGGUUUAAAUGAAAAUAAGUUAUCUUAUAAAUCUUUAGAGAUGUGUCUUUCAUUUGCAGAUUUGCCAAACUAAUUGUGU